AUGGAGUUGUCGUACACCCUAAGCCACGAACUCGGCACCAUGUUCGGCUUUCUGGCCGCCUGUAUCCUGACUGUAGGAGGAUACUACAUUAUCUGGCAAGCACUCCAACGACGAGCUGCUGCCCGCGACGAAGCCCGUCGCAAAGACCUCCAUGCGCGCGGCUUCCACCACGAACGAGGCGGCUACCACGACAAAGCGCUGCAUCGAUACGCCAGUCGCGAUCCCAUUGCGCAAAGCCAGGGCCAAACACUUGAGUUUCUCACGGAGCCUGCUCAGUAUCCGGGCAUGAUGAUGACGAGCAGCGCAGACGAUCAAGCGAGCAGCAGUAACAGCAACAACAACAACAACUACGAUAAGAACCACAGCUACGCAAACGCGAAAAGCGAGCGUGACGUUGGGGUGUUACCGUGGAAUCGUUUCACGGAUUAUCAAGAGCAACACUACGGUAAUAACGGAGCUGGAUUGAGGAUAGAUUCUGCAGUACGGAACCAGAAGAACCAGAUUGAUAGCGCUGUGAGUGAUGAGACGCCGUCGACGAUACAUGAGAUAGGGAAUUGGGCAGAGUACAAGUGA
Talaromyces atroroseus is the source of this 573-nucleotide messenger RNA. RefSeq lists its product as hypothetical. Lineage: Eukaryota; Fungi; Ascomycota; Eurotiomycetes; Eurotiales; Trichocomaceae. The transcript has 2 exons. The record is from RefSeq and is a predicted model, not a curated record. The coding region runs from base 1 to 573 and encodes 190 amino acids.